Molecule: messenger RNA, 2953 nt
Organism: Solea senegalensis (Senegalese sole)
Lineage: Eukaryota; Metazoa; Chordata; Actinopteri; Pleuronectiformes; Soleidae
Gene: patl1
Product: PAT1 homolog 1, processing body mRNA decay factor
Exons: 20
Coding region: 73-2580 (835 amino acids)
Biological process (GO): P-body assembly; deadenylation-dependent decapping of nuclear-transcribed mRNA
Cellular component (GO): P-body
Molecular function (GO): RNA binding
Source: RefSeq, a predicted model, not a curated record
GUCUCCGCUGCUGCGUCAUUUGCGCGCCGCCACGCUCCUGAUGCACUUCUUUUCCCGAAAGGCUAUAGAUAGAUGUUUCGAUUUCAGUCCCUGGAUGAUGACUGUACGCUGGAGGAGGAAGACGAGGGACAGGUAGAAGAGGAAGAUGAAAUCGAUCAGUUCAAUGAUGACACAUUUGGAGCUGGGGCCAUCGAUGACGACUGGCAGGAGGAACACAAACGCCUGGCUGGGCUCGAUGAGAAUGUUGGGCUAGGAGCAGGAGGAGGAGGAGGAGGAGUGAUGGGAAGAGAAUCAGAUUUAGGAGGUGCGGAGGACAUAACCUCCACCCGUCUCUCAACGUCUGCGGGCCGUCAUCCCCUUCCCUCUUCCCUUCCCUCACUCAAUUUCUCGUCUUCCUCUGUACUGCCUCCACAAGAUGUAGAGGAUCGAGGAGGAGGAGGGGGGGACUUGGCCGAGUCCCUGGCCAGGCUCAUCCUGGAAGCAGACCCGGCCAUCGCUGGCGUUGGAGCCACUGAGAGGCCCGGUCAGUCCCUGAGCUCCACAGGAUCCAGUAUAUCUGCUCUGCAUGGACUGGAGCGACCCACAGUUCUGCCCCAGCUCUCCUCCAUCCCUCAUCCAACUCACUCACACCAGGCUCAUCACCCCCAGCACCAGCUGCCUCCAGGACCCUCCACCUUAGGCCCCCCCUCUGGUCCUCCUCCACCAUCAUCAAUGCUCAGCUAUCAACAGCAGCAGCACUUGCUGCACAGAGGGUCUGCUCCUAUUGGCCAGAUUAACUCUCAUAGUAUUUGGGAGAGCAACAUGGGGUUCGGGCCCGUCAGUGUCACCCCUGCACUGACUACACACAUGGAGGACAGUCCAUUAAUGUCUAUAAUCAAAGAGGUGGGUCUUCCUAAAUUACCUCCUCAUGGGCGGAAUGAUGAAGGGCGGGAUUUGUCUGAGAGGGUUCCACCUCCGCGCUCUUCUUCCCCUGUGAUUGGCUCUCCUCCAGUACGAGCUGUGCCUAUUGGUACCCCGCCCAAGCAGCCAAUGAGCCACAGUCUGAACCAUCAGACCCACCAUCCCACAGCUGUUCAUGUGAGAGCUCCGGUCCAGCACAGAUACCCACCUCCUUUCCCUGAGCGUCUGUCUCCAAACACCCUCCUCAAUAUAGCUAACUCCCCGCUGUGUCGCAAUCCCUUCCCUCCUGGAGUCGGACCAGUUCUGUCUCAGAUUAAACGGGCCCAGCUGCUCAGCUCUCAGGUGGCUGGUUUUGCCCGCGGAGGACCAGCGCCGCCAUUGUUACCAGGUGGUGGUGGUUUCCGGCCCUUCUUCGGCGGCCCUCCUCCCCCGCACAGUCACCGAAUGGGCCCAAUGCCCCCUCAUGGUCCCCCCAACCACACACCACCCAUCAGGCACAACACCACCCACCUUCACCCUCAGCAUCGCCGCAUGCUCACCCAGCGCAUGCAGAGCAGAGGAGGGGAUCGUAGCAGGACUGGAGGGGACCGUCGCAGCAGGGACCCCUACAGUAAUCUUAUGACCCAGAAAGAAAAGGAGUGGGUAACCAAGAUCCAGAUGAUGCAGCUACAAAGUACAGACCCUUACCUGGAUGACUACUACUAUCAGAAUUACUAUGAGAAGAUGGAGAAACGUCAGGAGAGAGAGAGAGACAGCAGCAAGAAGGAACACACCACCAAACUCAUCACCCCGCAGGUGGCCAAGGUUGAACACACCUACAGACCAGUUCAGUUUGCAGGCUCUUUAGGAAAGUUGACCGUCUCUAGUGUCAACAACCCCCGCAAGAUGAUCGACGCUGUGGUGACGACGCGUACAGACGAUGAGGAGAAAAGAGACAAGCAGGUGUGGAAUAAGAGGAGACAGAUUCUCUACACUGUGGAGAAGAUGUACAGUUUGCUGCUGGAGGUUCAAGACUUUGAGAAACGGUUUGUCCAAGCACCAGAAGAGGACAGGGAGGCACUGCUGGAGCAGCACAAGACCAACACAGUGCAGCUGUGCAACUCUCUGCGGGAGAAGGAGUGGGACGACAGAGUCAGUGAUGAGCAGUGUGUGAUGAUAAUGUCUGUGAGGAAGGGCAAGCGGCUCAUAUCCAGGCUCCUCCCCCUCCUGGCCUCACCACAGUCCAGCGCCAUUGUCAUGGCGAUUGCGCGCAACCUUCCUGCCCUGGCCAAGAAGGACAAGCAGGAUCAGGUGCUGUGCUGGUUAGUGGAGCCUGUUUCCACGGUGAUUCAGUCACUGUCGAGCUCUGCCCUCACAGACUUGCUGCAGGAGCUUCAAGGCAGCGACGGCCAACUGGUCACAGUCCUGCAGAACAAGUUUGGUGUGACACUGCUGUAUCUCAUCCUGAGUGAAGGAGAGAAGAUGCAAAGCUCAGACCCCAACUGUCAACUGAUGGAUGACAAUCGAUGGACCGAGCUGGUGUUUUCAGUCACGAGGGAGUUGCUCAGUGUCCCGUCCUCGUCCCUCUCUGCUCCUCUCUUCACCCCCACCAACCUGCUCUCGCUCUUCUCUCGUUAUGUGGAUCGUCAGAGACUCGAGCUGUUACAGAACAAGCUACAGAUCACUGCUCUGUCCAGGUAGAAGUUACCACAGACAUCAACACGACCCCCUUCACACUCGAUGCAGACUUUUGUUUUUGUGUGUCAGAGGUGUGUGUGUGUGUGUGUGUGUGUGUGUGUACUGUGUGUGUGUUUGCUUCUGGUAAAUCCAUGGUGGAUCAUUUUAAUCCAGCUGAAUUACUUGUCACUUGUUUUUCUUUGUGUUUAGUUUCUGAUCGGUGUGUGUGUGUGUGUGUGUGAGAGAGAGAGAGAGAGAACAACAACACAGUGUGUGUGUGUGUGUGUAAGAACUCUACAGUCUGAAUGACUAUUAAAAAAUGAAAUCUGCAUUUUUAAAUAUCUUGUUUACGAUUAUGCCUGUGAUGAACCUUCAAAUUAAAAGUAUUUCUAUUAUA